Daucus carota subsp. sativus is the source of this 1341-nucleotide messenger RNA. Its product is annotated as GDSL esterase/lipase 5. The record is from RefSeq and is a predicted model, not a curated record. Lineage: Eukaryota; Viridiplantae; Streptophyta; Magnoliopsida; Apiales; Apiaceae. Gene Ontology annotation, molecular function: lipase activity. The transcript has 5 exons. Bases 45 to 1202 code for a protein of 385 amino acids.
AAAAGAUAUCUCUAUGAACAAUCCAGAAAUACUUGAUUACAAAAAUGAGACCACCUUAUUACUACUGUGGAACUCUUCUCCUACUCAUACUUGGAUUCAGUAAAUCAUAUGCAUAUCAAGAAGGUAAGGUAACCGGCAGCAGAUUCUUUAUCUUUGGCGACUCUACUGUUGAUGCCGGAAACAAUAAUUAUAUCAGUACCACGCCUGAAAAUCAAGCAGACUACCCUCCAUAUGGUCAUAAUGGAUACUUUGAGAAACCCACGGGCCGAUUCUCAGAAGGCAGAAUAGUUGUCGAUUUUAUAGCGGAAUAUGCCCAACUGCCGUUGAUUCCUCCAUUCCUACAACCAUCUGCUGAAUACGUGAAUGGCGUAAAUUUCGCCUCAGCUGGAGCAGGAAUUCUUCCUGAAACCAACCAGGGUUUGGUGAUUGAUCUCAAAACACAACUAAAUCAUUUCGAGCAAGUGAGACAAUCACUGAUCGAAGAUCUGGGGGAAGCAGAAGCCAACACAGUUUUGUCAGAAGCUGUUUAUAGCUUUAGUAUCGGAAGUAAUGAUUAUAUGGGCGGUUAUCUAGGUAACCCCAAUAUGCAACAGAUGCAUGACCCGGAGGAAUUCGUAGGAAUGGUGAUUGGAAAUUUGACACAAGCCAUACAAGAAUUGUAUGCGAAAGGGGGGAGGAAAUUCGCCUUCUUAAGCUUGUCAUCACUGGGUUGUUUACCAGUGCUUAGAGCACUUAAUCCGAGAAAGGAAGGUGGGUGUUUUGAAGAAGCUACAGCGCUGGCCAUGGCUCAUAAUAACGCAUUCAGCUCUGUCCUUGCUAACCUUGAACAUCUGUUGAAAGACUUCUCCUACUGCAACUCCAAAUUUUCCAUUUGGCUUGAUGACAGAAUCAACAAUCCCCUUAACCAUGGUUUCAAAGACGGGAUAAACGCAUGCUGCGGGAUAGGACCUUAUGGGGGUAUUUUCACAUGUGGUGGAACAAAAAAUAUGACUGAAUACAAAUUAUGUGAGAGUCCUGAUGAUUAUGUGUGGUGGGAUUCUUUUCAUCCUACAGAGAAAUUACAUGAACAACUAGCUCAAGAACUAUGGUACGGUUCCCCUGACGUCGGUCCAUACAAUCUACAACAAUUAUUCUCUGGAAAUAAUAAAAAGUUCAUUAUAGCUGAUGUCGUAGACGAUCCAAGUUACGAGCAAAAGUAUUAGAUCUGAGCGUUUCACUUGAAAUUUGAGGUUCGAUUAUCACAUAUACGGAAUGAUCAUAUCCAAGACAUAACCUUGUGUUGCUUGAUUUAUACUAUGUAAGAAGAUACAAUUUGUCAACUAAUAAUAAUUGUGAUAAAAA